This is a messenger RNA of Populus nigra (black poplar), 1825 nucleotides long. Its product is annotated as probable pectate lyase 13. Gene Ontology annotation, molecular function: pectate lyase activity. Lineage: Eukaryota; Viridiplantae; Streptophyta; Magnoliopsida; Malpighiales; Salicaceae. The coding region runs from base 167 to 1690 and encodes 507 amino acids. The record is from RefSeq and is a predicted model, not a curated record. The transcript has 4 exons.
GAACCAGAGAGAAAAGGAGAUAGCAAUUCUCUGUGCUUCUCAUAACAUCACAGCCACCAUACCCCUCCAUUCUGUUCUUCCUUUCUUCCUCGUUAAAAUAAUUACAAAGAAAAGGAAGAAAGCCCUACCAAGCAAGUAACACUUUUUUUUAAGGAACAUUAUAGCCAUGUCAUAUAUUACAAUCUUGUUUUAUUAUAUAAACCACCGCAAACACCUCACAUAUUCCCCCAAAAUUUUCAGCUUCCUACGUACUUUUUCUUUGUCGUUGUUCAUUCACUCCUCUUUAAAAUUCUUGUUCUUCUCUAGACAAGCGAAAGGGAGAGUCAAUGCAUCUCUAUCAAGAAGAAACCUUUUGUCCAUUCAAGAAAAGGACCAAUGCCAAACCGGAAACCCCAUCGACGAUUGUUGGAGAUGCGACCCCAAUUGGGCUAACAACCGCCAACGUUUAGCUGACUGCGCUAUUGGGUUUGGUCAAGGCACAUUAGGUGGUAGAGGUGGCCAGAUCUAUGUGGUCACUGACUCCUCGGACCAUAACCCAGCCAACCCCACACCAGGCACGUUACGUUAUGCUGUUAUCCAAGACCAACCUCUUUGGAUCAUCUUUUCUUCGGACAUGGUCAUUAAGCUCAAACAUGAACUUAUUUUCAACAGUUACAAAACUAUUGAUGGCCGUGGCGCAAAUGUGCACAUUACAGGAAAUGGGUGCAUAACACUUCAACAUGUGACACAUAUUAUUAUCCACAACAUCCACGUUCACCAUUGCAAGCCUUCUGGUAACGCUAAUAUAGCAUCAUCACCAACACAUGUUGGACAGAGAGGGGAAUCGGAUGGUGAUGGUAUUUCCAUCUCUGGGUCCCAGAAGAUUUGGAUUGAUCAUUGUUCAUUAUCGUAUUGUACUGAUGGUUUGAUUGAUGCUAUACUGGGGUCUACUGCGAUUACCAUAUCAAACAACCAUUUUACGCACCAUAAUGAAGUGAUGCUAUUGGGGCACAAUGAUAAGUAUGUAUUGGACUCAGGAAUGCAAGUUACUAUAGCUUUUAAUCACUUCGGUGUAGGGCUGGUCCAGCGUAUGCCAAGGUGUAGAAGAGGGUAUAUACAUGUGGUGAACAAUGAUUUUACAGCUUGGGAGAUGUAUGCUAUCGGUGGUAGUGCAAACCCUACCAUAAAUAGUCAAGGGAAUCGAUAUACUGCACCAGCCGAUGAUAAUGCCAAAGAGGUAACAAAGAGGGUGGACACAAACGAGGGAGAGUGGGCAGAUUGGAAUUGGAGAACAGACGAGGACAUCUUGGUAAAUGGAGCCUUCUUUGUGCCCUCAGGAGCUGGUUUGAGUGAGCAAUAUAGCAAAGCCUCCAGCGUGGAACCCAGGUCUGCUAGGUUAAUUACAGAACUCACCAUGAAUGCUGGUGUCUUUGGUGACCCCAGAGAUGAUAGCGGGGGCAUUUCUAAUCCUGGAUUCAGCGGUGCUGGGACCAGUACUGUCACGCCCACCACCGGCACUCAAGGGACGGGGGCCAGUGGCGGUACUGAUGGCGACUACUUUGGAAUGAUAUUCGGUAGCGGCUCUUCACUACCCCGACCUCCCACAUCUAUUAGCUUAAUAUUUUUGUCUCUUCUAAUUAUUCUAGCUUUGAGCACCAUCACCAACAAUGGUGCCUUGUUAUCUUUCCCCUUAUUAUCAUUAUUUAAGUGAGGAAAAUAUUUGUCAUCAAUAUUAAGAUGUAAAGAGAGAGAAAAAUUCAUCACAAGCAGUUUGAUUCCAUUGCAAGCCCCACCGAUUAUCACAAGUGUAUAUAAUAACAUCAAAAGAUCACUGAUUUGAGCCCCA